Olea europaea var. sylvestris is the source of this 2204-nucleotide messenger RNA. RefSeq lists its product as uncharacterized. The record is from RefSeq and is a predicted model, not a curated record. Bases 244 to 1929 code for a protein of 561 amino acids. NCBI's taxonomy places the organism in Eukaryota, Viridiplantae, Streptophyta, Magnoliopsida, Lamiales, Oleaceae. The transcript is spliced from 3 exons. Gene Ontology annotation, molecular function: protein binding.
UAAAUGUUAUCAACGUUAAAUCAAAUUUGUCAACCUAAUUUUUACAUAGCUGCUAUGAUUCCCUUCCUUCUCAUAUCUCCUCUUUACUCCUCUCUCUCUCUCCCUCUCCUUCUCCUGCAAUUUUUCUAUUUUUUGUAGAUUUAUAAAUCUCUUCUCCUCUAUCUAUGAGGAGGAAAUUGAGAUGUUUCAAUAUCAGCGUACAAUAAUACAAAACGCAGAAAGAGGCAGCAAGAGAUCUCGUUAAUGGUUGAAUCUUCUUGCCUACUUGCCAUGGCUGCUUCACCGACGUCUCUCACUGGUGGAGAGAAGAAGCACUGGUGGCUCACCAACAAAAAGAUGGUGGAGAGGUAUGUGAGGGAUGCUAAAAUGCUGAUUGCGACGGAGGAACAAAGAGAGACGGUGGCGGCUUUACGCCUACUUGAAGCAGCGUUGGCUAUUUCGCCGCGUAUGGAAUUGGCGUUGGAGCUCAAAGCAAGGUGUUUGCUUUCUCUGCGGCGGUUCAAAGAGGUGGCUGAUAUGUUGCAGGAUUAUAUUCCUAGAAUGAAAAUGAGCUCUGAUGAGGAAUCGUUAACUGGGUCGUCGGAUAGUUCGUCAACUCAGUUGUCGAGAGAACGAUUGAAACUUCUCUCCGGCAAUGGUGACUCGCUGGGUCAAAAUGAACCGGCGUUUAAGUGCUUUUCUGUCUCGGAUUUGAAGAAGAAAGUUACGACGGGACUCUGUAAAAACGUCAACAAAGAAGGCCAAUGGAGGUACUUGGUUUUGGGUCAAGCUUGUUGCCACCUGGGAUUAAUGGAAGACGCAAUGGUGCUGCUUCAGACCGGAAAACGCAUCGCCACAGCAGCAUUCCGCCGGGAAAGUAUUUGCUGGUCGGACGACAGCUUUUCCUUUAACAGAUCUCCACUCUCCAGCGAAGCAUCAAUCAAUAAUCUACAACCCUCAACACCUCCAAAGGCAGAGUCUGAGAGCAUUUCCCAGCUUCUCAGCCACAUCAAGCUCCUAAUCCGCCGUAAGACCGCCGCAAUGGCCGCCCUGGAUGCCGGGCUUUAUUCUGAAGCCAUUAGACAUUUUUCAAAAAUUGUCGAUGGUCGUCGUGGAGCCCCGCAGGGAUUCUUGGCCGAGUGCUUCGUGCACCGUGCCACAGCUUAUCAAUCAGCAGGCAGAAUAUCAGAUGCAAUUGCGGAUUGCAAUAGAACCUUAGCAUUGAACCCUUCUUGCAUUCGUGCUCUUACUGUGAGAGCUGCCUUAUUUGAAACCAUAAGAUGUUUACCUGAUAGUCUCCACGAUCUAGAGCAUUUGAAACUCUUGUACAACUCAAUUCUACGCGAUCGAAAAUUGCCCGGACCAGUGUGGAAGCGCCAGAACAUUCAGUACCGGGAAAUUCCUGGAAAACUCUGUUCAUUGGCUGCAAAAAUCCAACAAUUGAAGCAAAGGGUUGCUGCUGGUGAAACUGGGAAUGUAGACUAUUAUGCUUUGAUUGGAUUAAGACGAGGUUGUUCAAGAUCAGAACUCGGAAGAGCCCAUUUGCUGUUGACACUUAGACACAAGCCUGAUAAAUCUUCGAGUUUCAUUGAUAGGUGUGAAUUUGCAGAUGAUGGGGAUAUAGAUUCAAUUAGGGAUCGAGCAAAAAUGUCUGCCUUGCUUUUAUAUAGAUUGAUUCAAAAGGGUUAUACCAGUGUAAUGGGGACGAUUUUGGAAGACGAGGCGAAGGCUGCAAUGCAAGUUCAACAGGCUCAAGAACAAUCCUCCACCAGAAUAGAAUCAAUUCCAGAGGCCAUUUUAGAUGGUAAUCAUCGGACUGAGAACAAUGCAGCCAUUACAUCGGUGUUUCAAGGAGUUUUCUGCAGGGACCUUUCUGUGGUCGGCACUUUGCUUUCUCAGGCCGGAUUUAGUCGUCCAAUGGCAGUGAAAUACGAAGCAUUAAGCUGCUGAUAAUGAUGUUUUGCGAAUAGUUUGGACUCAAAAUCUCUAUGAAAGGACUAAUCAGAUGCUAAUAUGCCGGGAGGGAAUCGGAUUCUUGUGAAAUUCCAAGAUUUUGUACAAGUUUUGGAAAAUUAAUUAUUUCCCACUAGGAAAAUCAUUUUGCUACAUUUUUUUUUUAUUUUCUUUUAUGGUACCUGUACAGUUUUAAUAUCAAUUUCGGUACUCUACUUUUAAAUAACAUAAUAUUGUCACACUUAUAAUUAGAUUUGUGUCAUUUUCCUUCA